UAAUGAUACUGGCGCUUCUUCGUCUGUGGCAACCAGGGCCACCCUUCUGUCAGGUCGGGAGGACACGGGCAGGUGUGAGAGACAGAGAAAGUCAGGAAACUAUCCCGUCCUCAACAUUGCAGUUAAUUACAACUGUCUGUCCUAAGGGAUAAAACGCAUUUGAGUUUCGGGGGAACAGAAAGUAACGGCACAAUGAUGAUGACCCACGUGGAGACCACCGUGCACUAUGAUAACGGCUACGAGGAUGAGUACAUGAUACAGGAGGAUGAGUGGGACAGGGACAUGCUGCUGGACCCCGCCUGGGAGCAACAGCAGAGGAAAACCUUUACAGCCUGGUGUAACUCCCACCUGAGGAAAGCUGGUACUCAAAUUGAAAAUAUUGAAGAUGACUUCAGGAAUGGACUAAAGCUCAUGCUGCUCCUGGAAGUUAUCUCAGGAGAGAGGUUAUCCAAGCCAGACAGAGGGAAGAUGCGGUUUCAUAAGAUUGCCAAUGUCAACAAGGCACUGGACUUCAUCACAAGCAAAGGAGUAAAACUGGUCUCUAUUGGAGCUGAAGAGAUUGUGGAUGGUAAUGUAAAAAUGACUCUUGGAAUGAUCUGGACUAUCAUCCUCCGCUUCGCCAUUCAGGACAUUUCUGUGGAAGAAACAUCUGCCAAGGAAGGUCUUCUUCUGUGGUGUCAGAGAAAGACUGCCCCUUACAGGAAUGUCAAUGUCCAAAAUUUCCAUAUCAGCUGGAAGGAUGGCCUGGCUUUCGCUGCCCUGAUUCAUAGACACAGACCAGACCUCCUCGACUACUCUAAGCUCAACAAGGAUGAUCCUCUGCGGAACCUAAACCUGGCUUUUGACAUAGCUGAGAAACACCUGGACAUUCCCAAAAUGCUGGACGCAGAAGAUAUCAUCAACACCCCCAAGCCUGAUGAAAGAGCCAUCAUGACCUAUGUGUCUUGCUUUUACCAUGCUUUCGCUGGAGCUGAGCAGGCAGAGACAGCUGCCAACAGGAUCUGUAAGGUGCUUGGUGUAAACCAGGAGAAUGAGAAACUGAUGGAGGAGUAUGAGAGACUUGCCAGUGAGCUGCUGGAGUGGAUCCGCCGCACCACUCCCUGGCUGGAAAAUCGAACUCCAGAGAAGACCGUGGCAGAGAUGCAACGGAAGCUGGAGGAUUUCAGGGACUACAGGCGCCAGCAUAAGCCCCCUAAGGUUCAGGAGAAGUGCCAGCUGGAAAUUAACUUCAACACCCUGCAGACCAAGUUGCGCAUUAGUAAUCGCCCUGCUUUUAUGCCUUCUGAGGGGAAGAUGGUAUCUGACAUAGCUAGUGCAUGGCAGGGCCUGGAGCAGGCAGAGAAAGGCUUCGAGGAAUGGCUCCUGACAGAGAUCCGUAGGCUCGAGAGGCUGGACCACCUGGCAGAAAAGUUUCGCCAAAAAGCCACCAAUCAUGAGAACUGGACCAGCGGUAAAGAAGUGAUGCUCUCCCUGAAGGACUAUGAAACAGCCACCCUGACAGAAAUCAGAGCGUUGCUUCGAAAACACGAGGCCUUUGAGAGUGACUUGGCAGCCCACCAGGACAGAGUGGAGCAGAUUGCUGCCAUUGCACAGGAACUAAAUGAACUGGACUACCAUGACGUGGCUGCUGUGAACCAGCGUUGCCAGAGCAUCUGUGACUUGUGGGACAAGCUGGGAACCCUUACUCAGAACAGCAGAGAGGCACUGGAGCGGACAGAAAAGCUGCUGGAGACUAUUGAUCAGCUGUUCCUGGAAUUUGCCAAGAGGUCAGCUCCAUUCAACAACUGGAUGGAAGGAGCCAUGGAGGAUCUGCAGGACAUGUUCAUAGUGCAUACUGUUGACGAGGUCCAGAGUCUAGUUGCAGCACAUGAGCAGUUCAAGGCUACUCUCCCCGAGGCAGACGCAGAGAGACAGGCCAUCUUGGGAAUCCACAGUGAGGUGCAGAAAAUAUCCCAGAGCUAUGGGAUCAGGGCCAGCAUUAUCAACCCCUACAGCACCAUCACAACUGAACAGCUUCUCAACAAGUGGGAAAAGGUGAAGAAGCUGGUUCCUCAGAGAGACAGUGCCCUCCAGGAGGAAAUGGCACGGCAGCAUGCCCAUGAAAGGCUGAGACGCCAGUUUGCUGCCCAGGCUAAUCUCAUUGGACCCUGGAUACAGGCCAGAAUGGAGGAAAUUACGCGCUGCUCCCUGGAGAUAGGAGGCACCUUGGAGGAUCAGAUGACUCAGCUAAAGCAAUGUGAGCACAUCAUUGUUACUUACAAGCCCAACAUCGACAAAUUGGAGGGAGACCACCAACUAAUCCAAGAGUCCCUGGUGUUUGAUAACAAACACACCAACUACACUAUGGAGCAUAUCCGUGUUGGAUGGGAGCUGCUCCUUACAACCAUCGCCCGAACCAUCAAUGAGAUUGAGACCCAGAUCCUGACCCGGGAUGCCAAGGGCAUCAGCCAGCAACAGAUGAAUGAGUUCAGAUCCUCUUUCACCCACUUUGAUCGGAAGAAGAAUGGAGCAAUGGAAACUGAUGACUUCAGAGCCUGCCUCAUCUCUAUGGGCUAUGACUUGGGAGAGGUGGAGUUUGCCCGUAUAAUGAUGCUGGUGGAUCCCAAUGGUACUGGAACCGUCUCCUUCCAGUCUUUCAUUGACUUUAUGACCAGAGAGACUGCCGAUACAGACACUGCUGAGCAGGUUGUGGCAUCCUUCCGGAUCCUGGCAGCUGAGAAGCCCUACAUACUAGUGGAGGAGCUGAGGAGAGAACUUCCCCCUGAACAAGCAGAGUAUUGCAUCACGAGGAUGCCAGCUUACACCGGCCAUGGAGCACCACCUGGGGCGCUGGAUUACACUGCCUUCUCCACUGCCCUCUAUGGAGAGAGCGACCUUUAAUCUGAGUAGAAAACCUUUCGUCUGCUGACCGCUUAUCUAUCCACCCCCACUCUCCCCUUCAUUUUUUCUUAUGUCACCUUGGAUAAAGGAUGGCCCCUAAACAAAUAGAAAUUGUCAUGUUGGAGUUGUAUUGUAACACACAGUGCAUUGUACAUUAUAUCUUGUGCGUUAUGGUAUUUGUGCAUACAUCGUCAAAAUUACAGAUCACUUGGUAAUGCACUUAAAACAGGAUCAUGCUGUUACAUCAGUUGAAGAAAUUAGAUAUAAAAGUCCCGUUUCAUAUAACACUGUCAUGUACUGCUUUUAUAUUUGCACACGGUGCCUUUGUUUUGACAAAAUAAUCUUCUGAUACUUUGAGAUGCUUAAAUUUGAGCUUGAAAGGUCAAUUUCAGGCCUACUGCCGUUCAGCGUUCUUGAUUUAACAUCCACAAGUUGAGAAUCAUUCAAGACAGCUAAACUAUUGUGGAGGAUAGUGAAAUAAUGGAAUUUUUUGUGAAGAGGAACAUUGGCCACUUUAUUCAAACACGAGGCACUGGAGCACACUAUCAAUUUAAUACUUUAUUAAGAUGCAUGCAAUACCCUUUAAAAGAAAAGUUUAUUUUUACUGUAACAAAUGAGCAUUGCUUUAGUCAUCACUGAUCUCUGUAGGUCCAAUAGAUGUUCUCAUUUUUGGUCAAAAACUGUUUUGUUGUACUUUGGUAGGUAAAUAAGACAUUCAGGCAGUACUGACACCUCGAAGAAAUUUGGUGACUGUUAUCAACCAGUUCAAUAAACUUUGUUCUUGAGGGUACUGGAUUAAUUAAAUAAACCAUUUGUGAUCAAUUCAAACAUUUAUGUCAACCUGAUAUGUCA
Messenger RNA from Monopterus albus (swamp eel), 3732 nucleotides. RefSeq names its product actinin, alpha 2b (gene actn2b). NCBI's taxonomy places the organism in Eukaryota, Metazoa, Chordata, Actinopteri, Synbranchiformes, Synbranchidae. The coding region runs from base 193 to 2880 and encodes 895 amino acids. Gene Ontology annotation, molecular function: calcium ion binding; protein binding. The transcript has 21 exons. The record is from RefSeq and is a predicted model, not a curated record.